CGGCACGCGGGGAUCGCCGGGAGCGGGGCGGAUGCUCGCGCUCUUCCUUCUCUCCCAGCCUCCGCGCCGCGGCGCGCUCUGGCUCUGGAGCCGCUAUGGGCGCCGCCGCGUGGGCACGGUCGCUCUUGCCGCCGCGUGUGUCUCUCCUGCUGCUGCUUCUGCCGCUCCUGGGGCUGCCCGUGGGCUCCUGGGAUCCGGCCGGUUACCUGCUCUACUGCCCAUGCAUGGGGCGCUUUGGGAACCAGGCUGAUCAUUUCUUGGGCUCCCUGGCAUUUGCAAAGCUGUUGAACCGCACCCUGGCAGUACCUCCUUGGAUUGAGUACCAGCAUCACAAGCCUCCUUUCACCAAUGUCCAUGUGCCCUACCAGAAGUACUUCAAGCUGGAACCCCUCCAGGCCUACCAUCGCGUCAUCAGCCUGGAGGACUUCAUGGGGAAGCUGGCACCCACCCACUGGCCCCCUGAGAAGCGGGUGGCAUACUGCUUUGAGGUGGCAGCCCAGCGAAGUCCUGAUAAGAAGACAUGCCCCAUGAAGGAAGGAAACCCCUUUGGCCCAUUUUGGGAUCAGUUUCAUGUGAGUUUCAACAAGUCCGAGCUUUUUGCAGGCAUUUCCUUCAGCGCCUCCUACAAAGACCAGUGGAUCCAGAGAUUUUCUCCAGAGGAACAUCCAGUGCUUGCCCUGCCUGGUGCCCCUGCCCAGUUCCCUGUCCUGGAGGAGCACAGGCCACUCCAGAAGUACAUGGUGUGGUCAGACGAGAUGGUGAGGACAGGGGAGGCCCAGAUCCGCGCCCACCUCAUCCGGCCCUACGUGGGCAUUCACCUGCGCAUUGGCUCUGACUGGAAAAACGCGUGUGCCAUGCUGAAAGAUGGAACCGCUGGUGCCCACUUCAUGGCCUCCCCACAAUGUGUGGGCUACAGCCGGCACACCGCCGCCCCGCUCACCAUGACCAUGUGCCUCCCUGACCUGAAGGAAAUCAGGCGCGCUCUGAAGCUCUGGGUGACAGCGCUGAACGCCCAAUCGGUCUACAUUGCCACCGACUCUGAGAGUUACCUGCCCGAGAUCCAGCAGCUCUUCAAAGGGAAGGUGAAGGUGGUGAGUCUGAAGCCUGAGGUGGCCCAGAUCGACCUGUACAUCCUCGGCCAAGCUGACCACUUUAUUGGCAACUGUGUCUCCUCCUUCACUGCCUUCGUAAAGCGGGAACGGGACCUCCAUGGGAGACCAUCCUCCUUCUUUGGCAUGGACAGGCCCCCUCAACUGCGGGAUGAGUUCUGAUCCUAGCUGGACCACACCACCAGUCUGAGCUGUUCCCUCCAGCCAGGCCUGGCAGCCAGAGGUGCUCCCAUGGUUGAUUCCCCAAGGACCAGAGACCAGAGAAAAGUACCAGGAACUUCCUGGAAGAGGAAGACAGUCAAUCUCCCAGGACACAGGACUUCCAAGCUCCUAGUGGCCAGACAUCUCCCUUUCUCAUAUGCUCCCUAUUGCUUCUCCUGGGAAUUUCUCACACCAGCAAAGUAGUCCAAGCUCUGUCUUUUGGUCUGCCCUGCUCUGAGGAGGCUGAGAUGCUCAGUUCUCUUCAGAGAGAUUUUAUAUAUAGAAAAAGAGAUUUUUAUACUUUUGAUACAAGAUCAUGACUCCCCUAGAAUUCUCCCUUAUCUUAAAAAAAAAAUCAGUGAAGUUCAUUAACGUAGGUACCUAAAGUGACCUUAACAGAAUGUGGAUAAGGCUAGGGGUGGGUGGGUGUAUUGCUUUUCCACAUGACCCCCCAAAGUGGCCCUCAAGCUCAUCCCCACUGCCUGGCCUGAGCCACUGUCAGCCCCCACUUCCUAGGCCAUUUCCAGGGUUUGGGGCACAGUCUUCUCCGUCAUAAACACUAUGCACAAAGAAGUUAUCGACCACGGUGCUGUCAGUACGCUGCAGACGGCCAAGUGCUGCUCACACAGCUCGUUCCCAGCAGGGAGCACCCUCCAUCAAGCCAGGCUGUCGUGGUAUUGCUCUCAGAGUCUCUUGGCGGUUGAUGGCUUGCCCCAAACAUGGCACCAUCAGGGUCUCAUAACACAUCACCAGGGCCUGGGCUUGCUGGCCUGGUAGGAUCCUUUUGAGGUCUCUAUUAUCUCCUGUUCCAAAGGGCCUGGUUGUAGAACUUUGUCAUUAAAUUGGUUCCAGGCCUGUCCUCCCAGCCUUCCUCCUGCAGCAGGAGCCUUCUGACUGUAUCCUCACAGGGGAGUGGUCACUAAGCCCCUGACCAGAUGGAAGAUCCUCAGUACCCAGGAGCCAUCGCAUUGCAUUCCUGGGGUUGUCUGCUCCAUCCCAUCCAGUGAAGUCUCAGUCAAGCCCAUGAGACCUAAGGUGUUACGGUUGUGAGUUUCUUUGUCUCUCAAAUGCUGUAGUGGUAAAAAUCCAUGACCCCCCGAGACUCUGUGAUUUUUUGGUCUUGAGGAAAUUCUCAGUUUCCUCAGGGUCACACAGCCAGCAGUGGUCAAUCUGGAUUUGACCUCCAAAGGGCCAGUGCUGAUAGCCAGCCUGCUCUACUCCUCCAGUUCACAAGACCCGGUUUACUCUGUGUAUGUGCCAUGGAUGGAGGCCUCAGAUGGAGAAAUGGUCAGCCACCUUUUGUCCCCACUGGGCUCUACUCAUGGGUUUGCCGCUGCCAGGACCCUUCAGGGAGGAAGAAUCCCGCAAGAAACAGAAAACCCACCUGAAGCUUACAGUUCUCUUGGGUGGUUCUAAAAUUCAUGUCUGUUACCUGCCGAUUACUUCCCCGCCAUGUGACCUCCCUUGGCCUUCAAUCCUGGGAAAGUGGGGGAGACUCUGAUGAAAGUCAGUCCCAGAGCUCCGCAGCUGUGUCCUGUGGGUAGCCUUUGGGAAGAGACGCCUUUUUUUCAGGGCAUACUGGAUCAGAGGCUGAAGGGCGACAAGGAUCUCAAACAGCGAAGAUGGCAUUUGCUGCUUAGAGCUGCCAUCAAACUCUUAAUACAGAAAGGGCAUUUGUAUUUCCCCUCUGGGGAAAAUAUUUUAAAUCCUGGGGUGGAUUCAGAGAUAGUUUAUCUGCUCAAACUUGUUCAUGAGCCUCACUGAGGGACAUGGGAGCGAGCCCCUGCCUCCAUUGGGCGGUUGGUAAGGUGUGGCUCUCUGAUUGAUGUCAUUUGCUGCACACACUUGAGAGUCUGGGGUUCAAAUAGGCUGCCCAAAUCCUCUUGAUGAGCACCGGCAGUCAUAAUAGCUCGUGUUUCUGGAGGUGAGGGCGCUGGAGCUGUAGUCCGAUUCGGUGUGUUUUGUAGGCAAGCACUUUAUUCCUUUGACCCAGUUUCCCCACCUAUAAAAUGGUGAUAAAACCGACGAUGGGGUUGUUGAAUGGCCCCAGUCAGAUAAAGGGAGUAUAAGGGCCCAUUGUAAACUUGAAGGAGACAAAGGCCCAUACGUGGCUGUUGGUUAGUGUGACUGCCUCUGGUCACACGCCUCCUCUCUACCGGCCACUGUGCUUGCUAAGUGUUUUAUGGAUGUUCCCUGGUUUAACCUCUACGUUAGCCCUGGGAAGUAGGAACUUACUCUCUGCACAAGGCAGGAUUAACACUUGGAAAAUUCUCAGUUUCUUCAGGGCCACACAACCGGUAGUGGUCAGCCCAGAUUUGAUUUCCAAAGGCCAAUGCUGUUAGCCAGCCUGCUCUGCUCCUCCAGUUCACAAGGUCUGAUUUACUCUGUGUGUGCACCGUGGAGACCUUGAAUGGAGAAAUGGUCAGCCUCCUUUUGUCCCCAGUGGGCUCCAGCCAUGCGUCUGCCACUGCCAGGAGCUUUCAGAGAGGGAGGAUCCCCCAGGAAAGAGAAAGCCCACAUGAAACUUAGAGUUUUCUUGGGUGGUUACUUAAUUCAACAUGCUUUCAUUCAACAGGUGUUUAUUGACCAGUUGCCAGGCUCUAUGCUGGGUACUAGGGAUUUAGCAGAGGAUCAGACAUAAAUUCUUUAUUCUCAAGGAGUUUGCAUUCUAAUAAAUAGAAGGCAUAAUAAGCAGAAGUAUUGUGGGAGGUGUUAAGUGCUAUAAGAAAACUAAAAAGGCAUGGUGGGUGCAGAGGGGGAGCAGUGCUGGUUUAGAUGAGCUCGGGGAAGGCCUCUCUAAAGAGCUGCUGUGGAGGGGGCCAUGCUCGUUCAGCGUUUUGGAGGCAGCGCAACAGCAAGUGCAAAGGUCCUGAAACUGGAAUGAAAACUAGCAAGGUCAAUGUGACUGGAGUGGCAGACGUGAGGCAGGGAACAGAGUAGAUGAGAACACGUGACAUGACCCGUCCUACAGCCUAGUUAAGAUCAAGCCUUGGCUUCUAUUUGGACACGUGGGAAGCCAUGUGGGGUCUGAACUAAGGAGAGUCAUGGUCUGAUUUACCUUUUUGUAGGCUGCCAUGUGGAGAGGAGAUGGGAAGGAAGAAGAGUAGAAGCAGGGAGACCGAGAUAGAGGUGUCACAGGGAUGCCCGCAAGAGAAACGACUGGGCUCAGGCAGAGGUCAUGGCAUUGAUUGCAGUGGAAACUAACUCUGGAUGUAUAAAAUGGCUUUAAAGUGUCAAUGUUUUUUAAAAAAUGUAAAUCUUUACAUAGUUUUAAUCAUGCAGUAUAUACAAUUUAACGUCCUGUUUUUUUUACUUAAUAGUAUAUCAUGUUUUCCAUCUUGGUACAUGGUCUGAAUAAGUGUUUUUAACGAUAGAAAAUUCCACUGGGUGUCCCAUAGUUUAUUAUGUCUCAUAGUUUAUUGUUGUUUUAUUAUGAGAACUUAGUACCAGUUUUUUACUGUUAUUAUUUGGAAAAUAUUUUUAUUUGUAAGUUGUUUUUUUUUUUCUGUUAUCUCACGUUUUUAUUAAGAUAAAUUCCUAGAAGUGGAUUUGUUAGAUCAAGACUUAAAAGCUACUUUUUGGGAAUUCCCUGGCAGUCCAUUAAUUAAGACUUUACUGUCUCACUGCUGAAGACCUGGGGUUCAAUCUCUGAUUGGGGAACUAAAAAAUCCUGUAAGCUACAUGAUGUGGCCAAAAAAUAAAAUUAAGAAAAUAAAGCUGCCUUUUGGAAAAAAUUCAAAUAUACAUAAAAAUUGUAAUAAAGUGAACUUUCAGUUUCAACAAC
Molecule: messenger RNA, 5094 nt
Organism: Capra hircus (goat)
Lineage: Eukaryota; Metazoa; Chordata; Mammalia; Artiodactyla; Bovidae
Gene: POFUT1
Product: protein O-fucosyltransferase 1
Exons: 7
Coding region: 96-1271 (391 amino acids)
Biological process (GO): regulation of Notch signaling pathway; protein O-linked glycosylation via fucose; Notch signaling pathway
Cellular component (GO): endoplasmic reticulum
Molecular function (GO): peptide-O-fucosyltransferase activity
Source: RefSeq, a predicted model, not a curated record